Molecule: messenger RNA, 7830 nt
Organism: Pteronotus mesoamericanus
Lineage: Eukaryota; Metazoa; Chordata; Mammalia; Chiroptera; Mormoopidae
Gene: RASAL2
Product: RAS protein activator like 2
Exons: 18
Coding region: 198-4061 (1287 amino acids)
Biological process (GO): regulation of GTPase activity
Source: RefSeq, a predicted model, not a curated record
GGGUCCCGCCCGCCGGCUGCAGGUGGGCUGCAGCGCCGGAGCCGCGGACAGUGGGCGGCGGGGAAGGUGAGCCGCGUCCGCGCCGGCUGCCGCUCGGUGCCUGCCCCGCCGCGGCGCUCUCCGCCUCCCCUUCCCGCAGGCAGGGCGCGGAGCCGCGCGCCCGCCCCGCCGCCGCCGCCUCGUCCCUCCGGGGCACCAUGGAGCUCUCCCCGUCGUCCGGAGGAGCCGCGGAGGCGCUGUCCUGGCCAGAGAUGUUCCCGGGACUGGAGUCCGACUCGCCGCUACCCCCGGAGGAGCUGGACGCGGUUGUCCCAGUCAGUGGGGCCGUGGCUGGUGGCAUGCUGGAUCGGAUCCUCCUGGAGUCAGUGUGCCAGCAGCAGAGCUGGGUGCGGGUGUACGAUGUGAAAGGGCCACCUACGCAUCGUCUGUCUUGUGGCCAGUCACCCUACACUGAGACAACAACAUGGGAGCGGAAGUACUGCAUCCUCACAGACAGCCAGUUGGUGUUGCUCAACAAGGAGAAGGAGGUCCCCGCGGAGGGAGGAGCGGAGCAGCAGGCCGAUUCCGCCAAAGGGAGAUGCCUAAGGAGAACUGUCAGUGUCCCUUCCGAGGGUCAGUUUCCUGAGUACCCACCAGAGGGCGCUGCUAAACUGGAGGUGCCAGCAGAAAGGUCCCCGCGCAGACGGAGCAUCUCAGGGACCAGCACAUCAGAGAAACCCAACUCCAUGGACACGGCAUAUACCUCACCCUUCAAAGUACCAGGCUUCUUCAGCAAGCGCCUGAAAGGCUCCAUCAAGAGAACCAAAAGCCAAUCAAAGCUGGACAGAAACACGAGCUUUCGGCUUCCAUCCCUGCGCAAUACAGAGGACAGGUCUCGCGGGCUGCCGAAGCUGAAGGAGUCCCGCUCCCACGAGUCCCUGCUGAGCCCGUGCAGCGCGGUGGAGUGCCUGGACCUCGGUCGGGGGGAGCCCGUGUCCGUGAAGCCGCUGCACAGCAGCAUCCUCGGGCAAGACUUCUGCUUCGAGGUUACCUACUUGAGUGGAAGUAAAUGCUUCAGCUGCAACUCCGCCUCAGAGAGAGAUAAGUGGAUGGAAAACCUUCGCAGGACAGUUCAGCCAAAUAAGGACAAUUGCAGACGAGCUGAAAAUGUUCUCCGUUUAUGGAUCAUUGAAGCCAAGGACCUCGCCCCUAAAAAGAAAUAUUUCUGUGAACUGUGCCUUGAUGAUACCCUCUUUGCUCGUACAACCAGCAAGACCAAAGCAGACAAUAUAUUCUGGGGCGAACAUUUUGAAUUCUACAGUCUUCCACCUCUUCAUAGCAUCACAGUUCACAUUUAUAAAGACGUGGAAAAAAAGAAAAAAAAGGACAAGAAUAAUUAUGUAGGGCUAGUCAACAUCCCCACUGCCAGUGUGACUGGUCGCCAGUUUGUGGAAAAGUGGUACCCCGUGAGUACACCCACACCCAACAAAGGAAAGACAGGAGGACCUUCUAUUCGAAUUAAAUCGCGUUUCCAAACUAUCACCAUUCUGCCUAUGGAGCAAUACAAAGAAUUUGCAGAAUUUGUCACCAGCAACUACACCAUGCUGUGUUCUGUCCUUGAACCAGUAAUUAGUGUGAGAAAUAAAGAGGAGUUGGCUUGUGCCUUAGUCCACAUUCUUCAAAGUACUGGCCGAGCCAAGGACUUUCUGACUGACCUGGUGAUGUCUGAGGUGGAUCGAUGUGGAGAGCAUGAUGUCCUGAUCUUCAGAGAGAACACCAUCGCCACCAAGUCCAUUGAGGAGUACCUCAAGUUGGUGGGACAGCAGUAUCUUCAUGAUGCACUGGGGGAGUUCAUCAAAGCUUUGUACGAGUCGGACGAGAACUGUGAAGUGGACCCCAGCAAAUGCUCAUCCAGCGAGCUGCUCGACCACCAGAGCAACCUGAAAAUGUGCUGCGAGCUGGCUUUCUGCAAGAUCAUCAACUCUUACUGCGUUUUCCCUCGAGAGUUGAAAGAAGUGUUUGCGUCCUGGAAGCAGCAGUGCCUGACCCGCGGCAAGCAGGACAUCAGCGAGCGGCUCAUCAGCGCCUCGCUGUUCCUGCGCUUCCUGUGUCCGGCCAUCAUGUCUCCCAGCCUUUUCAACCUCAUGCAGGAGUAUCCCGAUGACCGCACGUCUCGGACUCUGACUCUCAUUGCCAAGGUCAUUCAGAACCUGGCUAACUUUGCCAAAUUUGGUAACAAAGAAGAAUACAUGGCAUUCAUGAAUGAUUUUUUAGAACAUGAAUGGGGCGGAAUGAAGCGCUUUCUCUUGGAGAUCUCCAAUCCAGACACCAUCUCCAACACCCCAGGCUUUGAUGGUUACAUCGACCUGGGCCGGGAGCUUUCAGUUUUGCAUUCCUUACUGUGGGAAGUGGUUUCCCAGCUCGAUAAGGGUGAAAAUUCCUUCCUACAGGCGACCGUGGCAAAACUGGGACCUCUCCCUCGUGUUCUUGCUGAUAUUACCAAGUCUCUGACUAAUCCCACACCAAUUCAGCAGCAGCUGAGACGCUUCACGGAGCAUAGCUCCAGUCCCAACGUCAGUGGGAGCCUCUCCUCUGGGCUGCAGAAAAUAUUCGAAGACCCCACUGACAGUGACUUGCAUAAACUCAAGUCUCCGAGCCAGGACACCACAGACAGCUAUUUCAGGGGGAAGACGCUGUUGCUGGUGCAGCAGGCCUCCUCCCAGAGCAUGACUUACUCGGAGAAGGAGGAAAAGGACGGCAGCCUUCCUAACGGGCGGAGCGUCUCCCUCAUGGACCUGCAGGACACGCACGCUGCUCAGGUGGACCACGCAUCCGUCAUGCUCGACGUGCCUCUGCGCCUGACCGGGAGCCAGCUUUCUGUCACCCAGGUGGCCGGCAUCAAGCAGCUGCGGGAACCCCAGAGCACGCCCCAGAGCGCGCCCCAAGUGAGAAGGCCCCUGCACCCGGCCUUGAACCAGCCCGGCAGCCUGCAGCCCCUGUCGUUCCAGAACCCCGUCUAUCACCUCAGCAACCCAAUCCCAGCAAUGCCAAAGGCCUCUGUGGAUUCCAGCCUGGAGAACCUCAGCACGGCCAGCUCCAGGAGCCAAAGCAACAGUGAGGACUUCAAACUCAGCGGGCCCAGCAACAGCAGCAUGGAAGACUUCAGCAAGCGCAGCACCCAGAGCGAGGACUUCUCUAGGCGGCACACAGUGCCAGACAGACACAUACCUCUUGCUCUGCCCCGGCAAAACAGUACUGGGCAGGCCCAGAUCCGAAAAAUGGACCAGGCCGGGCUGGGCGCCCGAGCCAAAGCCCCGCCGUCCCUGCCGCACAGCGCUUCCUUACGGAGCACCGGGAGCAUGUCCGUGGCCUCGGCGGCCCUGGUGGCCGAGCCCGCACAGAACGGCAGCCGGUCCCGCCAGCAGUCCUCUUCCUCCAGAGAGAGCCCGGUCCCCAAAGUGAGAGCCAUCCAGAGGCAGCAGACGCAGCAGGUUCAGUCACCUGUGGACUCUGCCACAAUGUCCCCAGUAGAGAGGACAGCAGCCUGGGUUCUGAACAACGGGCAGUAUGAAGAGGAUGUGGAAGAAACGGAGCAAAAUCAGGAUGAAGCCAAGCACGCUGAGAAGUAUGAACAGGAAAUCACCAAACUGAAGGAGCGCCUGCGAGUGUCCAGCCGGCGGCUGGAGGAGUACGAGCGCCGGCUGCUGGUGCAGGAGCAGCAGAUGCAGAAGCUGCUGCUGGAGUACAAGGCGCGGCUGGAGGACAGCGAGGAGCGGCUGCGCCGGCAGCAGGAGGAGAAGGACAGCCAGAUGAAGAGCAUCAUCAGCAGGCUCAUGGCUGUGGAAGAGGAACUGAAGAAGGAUCACGCUGAGAUGCAAGCAGUCAUUGACGCGAAGCAGAAAAUAAUCGAUGCACAGGAAAAACGGAUCGUGUCCCUGGACUCGGCCAACACCAGACUGAUGAGCGCGCUGACCCAGGUGAAGGAGCGGUACAGCAUGCAGGUCCGCAAUGGCAUCUCGCCCACCAACCCCACCAAGCUUUCCAUCACGGAGAAUGGUGAAUUCAAAAACAGCAGCUGCUGACGGCCUCGGAGACCAGACAGUCUGUGGGAGGAGGCAAAGGAGGCUGCACGCUCUCCCGUGCCCAGCCCCGCGCGGGAACAGAACGUUGCUCCUUCGCUCAGAGCAGCAGCGUGGCAAGGACUCUCAGAUGGAGAGGGGACCUGGUCUUUCCGGGCAGGAGGCCGAGGCUCCUGAGGUUGACGCUGUCCCGCACGCCUCUGUGUGCACAGGGAGCCUAGUUCUGGGCCAUGUACAGAAAACCCCACUGUAAUAUACCCACGGGAAGCUAAUAAUGUAGAUUACCUUUUUAAUUAUUGCUAUUUUUAUUAUUGUUUUCCUCUUGUUGAAAGCACUGCAGUUGUUAGAGAAGGCAGAUAGGAACUAUGUGUGAGUGAGAAAUGAGCCCAGCGGUUCAGUAGGUAGAAACCCAGUGUCUGUCUGUCUGUCUGUCUGUCUGGUAGAAGUGCACAGGGUGCAAUAGGACAUUGUCAGAAUGAAUUUUUCAGGGAUUCAUCUGCCAGUUAAAAAAAUCCACUCCAGCCCCCUUGUCCUUUAGGAAACCAUGAAAAUACUAAGAUCCAAACAAAACAUUUUGUCCCACUGACCAACCAAGACCGGUUCUGGAUAGACAGCUGAUCCAAUUUGGGAUACGCUGCUUCAAAACUGGACUUGCCUCAAAACUGGACUUGAGGAGUGAUUGCCGUUGGACUCCUGCUGAUGUUCAUUUCCUUCUGUCUGUAGCAGAUGGGAAUCUUCCACUUUAGAUAGGGGGCUUUUUUUAACCCCAGUUGUAAUAAAGGGUGUUCUUUUUCUUCUUUAGAGUUUACAAAACUAUAAAUAUUUGUGUCUUCACCUUCUGGAGCCCCCGGCCCUUUCUUCCCCCACGGUGGCAGCAGCGCCCCCUCCUGGAGGGGAGGCCUCACCUGGAGAGGCUCCGCCCACACGCCGCCCACGGGCCCUCCAAAACAGACACCCUUUCUUCCUCACAGAAAAGGGCUAACCACACCCUAGCAGGAAUCGCUGGAUGUGUCCUAUUUUAAAGAAAUUUCUAUUUGUAAAUUAUAAUUUUUAUUUGAGAUGAAGAUUUUAUUCAUUAUAUUAGUGUAUCUCUAGGCAGGGUAAUCUUAUCUCAGCCUUUAACUUUUAAAUGCUUCUUUCUCUUAUCCCCUAAGUGAAAUGUAGAAAGGAAAUCCAAAUCUGAAGCAUCACUCUCUGCAAAGUGACGAUUACUCUUACAAAAGGGAAACCUAAAGGUGGGGACGACGCGUUCCACCUGCUACUCCCACACUCUCGGGAGGCUUGGCAAGAAUGACCAUUUCACCAGCUGUCAUUGGCUUUAUAAUAGGACAGAAACAGUCAUGGAAGUUAAUCAGUGAUUUCCUUUUUUCCAGAGGUGUGCAAUGGCAUCUCGAAUGCAACCCUGAUUAUCAGAAGUCGGGAAUGUUACAUGUUAGCCAUUAUAGAUGCAAAUAUAUAUACGUAUCUAGUCACACGUGUGUACAUAUAACCGCACAAAUAGAAAACAUUCAUGCCUUUUGUGCUGAGAUAUAAUGUUAAAAGGGUUUUUGAAUCUCUUUCAGCAAGAUCUAAGCAGUUUCUAUUGAGAAAGAACAUUUCUCAAAUAAGUUAUUGAUGUUUAUUUUAAAUUAUAAACUUUAAGGAAAUUUUUUAAAAGGAAAAGGAGAGGAGGAAAAAAAAACGCCUGAGGGAGCCGUAUGCAAGGAGUGAGUGUUUCUACAUAACAGGCUGUUUGGAAGGGAACAGAGGACACUGAUCUGUCGGGUCUCCUUCUGGGUGAAGCCCAGGCAGCGACGCCGAGCGUCUGCGUUCGCCGUGCCCCAGCUUGCCUUCCGCCGCGCCAGCGUCAGCGCUGCCCUCUCUCAGGUGGGACCUGGCACCUCCGCGGCCUCCCCGGCCCCGUCCACGACCUUUCCAAGGCUCCCCUUUCUUAUACUCCCAUUGUGCCUGUCAGAGACCUCACGGGAGCUUCUCACAGCGCCGCCGCUCUGCAGGCCUGCUGCCCCGGGCUCGGUGCCUGUGUGUUUCCUCGACCCUUGGUGGUUAUUUUACAAAAUCUUCUCUCUCCCCUCCAAGCCGAGGGUACACUGGUAUAAAUCACUUAUUUUAAUGGGAAAAAAAUUAACCAAUUCUGCAGUAGUACCCUUUGCUGGGAGGGUGGAAUAUAAACAUAGGUCUGUUGUUUCUCAGCUCUAGCCGGGUUUGAUUCAUUCUUUCUAAAAAGCCUUCCACUGUGCUGCAGAAAACCUGGUAAAAGAAUUGUCGGUUCCAAGGGCCUUAAGUAUGUAGCCUGGAGACGUCCUGCCUGAGGUUCGGAGGCUCUCAGGUGUUGGUUAUGGAUUACAGAGAGCUGAUAAACUUACCUGGACCCAGAGAUUGGGGGAGACAUACAACAUCAAAUGUUGUUUUUGAUGGAUGCAGUUUAUCUUGUUGGCGCGGGGGCACUCCUUUGAGCUGCCUGCUUUGGGAGAUUAAAUGCCCCAAUGUUUGGACAGAUUAUGCAGCCCUCUAUCAUCAGGUUGUCUUGAGUGAAGAGAGUAAAAAAACUCACAAAGUUAGAAGUAAGCUAGAAAUUCAGAGUGGUUGCCAGGUGUUAAAUUUUAGAUGAUUUUUUGAGCCUGUUUCUACCCAAAUAUCUCAGUUUUUCUUUAAAGAACACUGCAAUCGACAGAGCUUAUUCUGCAGAAUAAGGUUUUGUCCCUUAUGUUCGGAAGAGGGCGGCAGCAGCUGACUUGCCACGGAGGCACUGCCGCACUGGCUCUGCUCAGCGCAGGUGGGUGCCGGCGCCGGGGCUGCCAGGAGGAGGCACCUGGCAAGGACGCGGUGGAGUCAGGGGGCCGGGCCCGCGCCCUGUCUACCCAGCACAUCACCACACCGCGGGGUGCAGCAGAGACCAGGGCGCAGUGGAACUCGGAGGGCAGGGGUCCUGCUUGCUAAGUGCUUGGCCAGCGGACCACCAGACUGGGCUAUUAACAAGGACAGUGCUGGUAGGGUUCAGGAAAAGAGCUUCCUAUUCCCCUUUCAUGUCACUGGAGCAAUAAGCUUUCUGGGCCAGUGCAGCAAAAAGAGCUACAUUUCCAUCACGUGAUAUAUCCCCUGAGUUUCUGCAAUACAGGCCCUGACAGGAGAGGUUAGGGCAAGGCAACUGCAGCAAAUGCUCGAGCGCCUCGUACAGGUGCAGGGCAACGUGUCGGGAAGGGAAGGUGGCAAACCAAGGUGGCUGUGCUGCCACAGCUUUGGCUUUUCCCACCGGGUGUCGAGUUGGUCAGAACUAGCUGCCGCGGGUCGCGCCCACGUUCCCCGGCGCCGCCGUUGGACAGCGCAAGGAAGAGCGGGGCUUUGUGUCCCCGGCUGCUGCGUGCCCUUGGGAACUGGCCUGACUCUAGAAGUCAGGCUUCCCGCACCUUCGUCCACCUGUGGCCUUUGUUUGUGCGUCUGUAGUUCUGUCAGCCCCUGGCCCUCGCGCUGGCCUCAGUUACACCAGUUAGGAGCAGUCCUUUCUCGGAAGUCCCAGAGCGAGAUGAUUGCCAUCAAGUGAGCUUGCGUUAGGGUUUGCUUUGCCUCCCACCGGGCGCGGCUCUGGUCGUCUCCAGCUGGGAGUCCCUGAGAGGCUGGUUGUGGGGCUGGGCUUCAGGCAGGAACCCUCCUCAGGAUUGCCCUGUCCCUCGUGACCCUGAGCCCCAGGCCUGACGCCAGACUGGACUUGUCACUGGGCCUGACUUGGCAGCACUGGAGCCCACGCGCAGCCUCACUGGACUCCCGGAGGCCACCC